UUGGAUCUUGAGUCACAAGUUGAAGGAUCUGAUAGAUUCUAGUAAACAAAUAAUAAUUCAUCGUGUCCUCUAGGAAUCUGCAACUGCGAAAAACUUAUUCCACACCUUCUUUGAAGAGAAUUUUUUAAAAAAAAAAAUGGAAAAGUUUUAACUUUUAACUGAGAAAUUAAGUAAAUAAUUAAUCCUUAUCUAUUUCACAAUUCAAGAAAAUAAAACUUUAAUCCUAGAGCCAGUCUGUGCUUGGAGCUCGAUAUAUGCUCUCAACUUCUCUUGGCCUUUCGAUUCUCCGUUCACCGGAAAAUGGACGGGUCAAGUCACCGAGGUGGUAGUAGUGCUGAUGUGUAUUUACCGAAUUACAAACUCGGUAAAACCCUUGGUAUUGGUUCUUUCGGCAAGGUGAAAAUUGCGGAGCAUGCAUUGACUGGUCAUAAAGUUGCCAUUAAGAUACUUAACCGUCGAAAGAUAAAGAACAUGGAUAUGGAAGAAAAAGUGAGGAGAGAGAUCAAAAUCUUGAGACUUUUUAUGCAUCCUCACAUUAUCAGACUUUAUGAGGUUAUAGAGACACCAACUGAUAUAUAUGUCGUGAUGGAGUAUGUGAAGUCCGGAGAGCUCUUUGAUUAUAUUGUGGAGAAGGGUAGGCUGCAGGAAGAAGAGGCACGCAAUUUCUUCCAGCAGAUAAUCUCUGGUGUGGAAUACUGCCAUAGGAAUAUGAUUGUUCAUAGAGACCUUAAGCCAGAGAAUUUGCUUUUGGAUUCUAAAUACAAUGUGAAGAUAGCGGAUUUUGGUUUGAGCAAUGUUAUGCGAGAUGGCCAUUUUCUGAAGACAAGCUGUGGAAGCCCAAAUUAUGCUGCACCUGAGGUUAUCUCUGGCAAAUUAUAUGCUGGGCCUGAAGUGGAUGUAUGGAGUUGUGGUGUUAUUUUGUAUGCCCUUCUCUGUGGUACCCUUCCUUUUGAUGAUGAAAAUAUCCCCAACCUUUUUAAGAAAAUCAAGGGUGGGAUAUAUACUCUACCCAGCCAUUUAUCACCUGGAGCAAGAGAUCUGAUCCCAAGGUUGCUUGUGGUUGAUCCAAUGAAGCGAAUGACUAUCCCUGAGAUUCGUCAGCACCCAUGGUUCCAAGCUCGCCUUCCACGUUAUCUGGCUGUCCCUCCGCCGGAUACAAUGCAACAAGCUAAAAAGAUGGAUGAAGAGAUUCUCCAGGAAGUGAUUAAGAUGGGAUUUGACAGGAACUUACUUAUCGAAUCUAUUCGCAACAGAAUACAGAAUGAUGCUACUGUUGCAUACUAUUUGUUAUUGGACAACCGUUUCCGCGUUUCCAAUGGCUAUCUUGGAGCUGAGUUUCAAGAAACAAUGGAAUGUAACUUCAACAGUAUGCAUGCACAUGAACCUAUUUCUCCAGCUGCUGGAUACCGCCUUCCAGGAUACAUGGAUUACGGAAUGAACUUAAAAUCGCAGUUUCCAGCUGACAUGAAAUGGGCUCUUGGACUUCAGUCACGAGCUCACCCACGUGAAAUAGUGACAGAAGUUCUCAAAGCUCUACAAGAACUGAAUGUUUGUUGGAAGAAAAUUGGUCACUACAAUAUGAAGUGCAGGUGGAUUCCUGGCAUUCCUGGUCAUCAUGAAGGGAUGGUUAACAACACUGUAAACAAUAAUCAUUUCUUUGGAGAUGAACCCGCCAUUAUUGAGAAUGACGGAGUUGCCAAAUCACCAAAUGUGGUGAAGUUUGAAGUGCAGCUUUACAAAACUCGUGAGGAGAAAUACCUGCUCGACUUACAAAGAGUACAAGGACCGCAAUUUCUCUUCCUUGAUCUAUGUGCAGCUUUUCUUGCGCAACUCCGAGUUCUUUAGCUUGAUAAAGAGUAUGCUCAUCAGUCCACGGAUAUCUUGCUAUCCCAGUGACUCAGAAAUCACGAUGUAAAUAAGUCGUUCAGACUUUUAACGUUUACUGCUCAACUUUCGCCCCUCGAUUUUAUAUGUGGGUAAUUGUUGCGUGAAGCUAACCUUAGGUUGGCCAAAUCACUAGUAGUAAUCCGUAUUUGACAGUCUGAUUUCUUUUUCCAUUGGAUGUUUCUCAAUGUCUGUCUAGUUGGAUAUUUUCAUAAAUUCUUAAGGAUAAACCCUUCAAUUAGCUGUUGCUUUUGAGCAAGGGUGUAAUUAAUCAUUUACCAUUUAGUGCAUGUAACUCUUCCUGUAA
This is a messenger RNA of Mercurialis annua (annual mercury), 2191 nucleotides long. Its product is annotated as SNF1-related protein kinase catalytic subunit alpha KIN10-like. NCBI's taxonomy places the organism in Eukaryota, Viridiplantae, Streptophyta, Magnoliopsida, Malpighiales, Euphorbiaceae. Gene Ontology annotation, biological process: intracellular signal transduction; protein phosphorylation. The transcript has 11 exons. The coding region runs from base 301 to 1845 and encodes 514 amino acids. Gene Ontology annotation, molecular function: protein serine/threonine kinase activity; ATP binding. The record is from RefSeq and is a predicted model, not a curated record.